AUGGCAGACAAUGGCAGUGAUGGUCGCAAGCUCUACGACGCAAUCACGGAGAUAAUCGAGGGACUGGCGGACUUCCUCCAAGCAUUCUAUGUCGACUUUCCGGACUGUGAUCGAGAGGAUGACAAGCCACUCCGAAAACCACGUCGUUACAUCUUCCCUACUGGCAGCUUCGCGAUCGGCCUAUGGCGGCCAGGCGAUGAUAUUCGACUCAUCUACAUGCACGACGGCGCUCCUAAACACUUCUGGGACAGCAUCAAGGAGCUAUUCGAUCAGGACGAUUACAAGCCUGCCAUGCGAGGAGAAGAGAUCUGGAUCCCGUGGCAAAAGCUCGGCUUCAAAGGCCGAAUCAUUACGAAUAUGAAGGAUAGUAGACUGUACACGGGGCGUUGCCACUUCCCGGAGAGCUUCAACCUCGACAUGAUCACGCCUCAGCCAGGCGUCACACCACAUAUGCCACCUUUCGAGGGUGAGGUAUCGCCUCAUAUCCGACAGUAUCACCAGAUGAUUGCGGACGUCCUCUCAUUCCUCGAGAUCCUCGAUCGAAACAAAGAAGAAAUUGACGCAUACAGUGGAUGUCUCUUGAGUGGCUACGCCACUGUCUAUGCAUGGGCUACGUUCAUGGGCCUGGUGAGUCGUGAGCUGGGGCCGCUCAACAGCAACGAAAUCAUGUCCAUGGUGCAUAGUUCGUUCCGGGGCUGGCAUCUGUCGCGUUUAGCUGGAGAGUCCGACUAUGAGUAUCUGGAUGCUUUCUUUUUGCUUGCGCACAAGCUAUUACCCGGACUCGCGUCUGGCCCACCAAGUCCUUAUGGAGCGCGCGCUAUCCUGCAGUCUUUGGAGUACACUCGUAAGGCCUGCUCGAAUAACGAAGGCAAGAUCAAUAUGCGCUGGCUGCAGACCACUCCGUUCACCGGCUGGACUGCCUUCCAAUCAUUAGCGCCGCAUCGUUUCGUAAUUACCGCAGAAUGCUGGGAUCAGAAGACCCGCAGAAAAUUCUUCGAGGAAGACUUGCAGGUCAUAUUACAUCAGACACUGCGUUUCAUCGAACGUUGCGAACCGCGAAUCUGGCCUUACCCGCGAAAAGAAGGUUCCUGCUGGUCGUACAUAAUCUCGACACAGACUGAGAUGCCUCAAGAUCAUCUGGAGAAGAUGCAAAACUCAAUUGCCGCCGCCACUCACGCAUUGAGUGCUCUCCUCACCCUGUCGAAGUCUGAUAAAGAUAAGGCAGACCAAAUGUUCCGGCCUCGAGAUAUGAGCGGGACUACUUCGACCACCGUGUCCCUGCCACCCCAAGCUACCAACUCUAGUGGAGACGAAGGCGUUAGCGAAGCUUACGACUCACAAGACAACGCAUCCGACUCACCAGGCACGAAGGAGCGCAAGAAACGACGAAACAAGAACAAAAAUGCCAAUCGCAAGAAGAACAAGAAGUUCCGGAAUGCUGAUGCUGCUAUUUCGCGCUUGCGACAUGAUCCUGGUCUGAGUGGCGUGGCGUUCGAAGUUGGAUAUGAAGACAGGCAUGAGGGGCUGAAGUGGAUGGCGUUGGAGGAUUGGGGAGGCAAGGCUACGGAGGAUGAGAACUUUAUUCCGCAGCACCGUGUCAGGCAGUUGAAGCGGGCGGAUGAUGGGGUGAUUGUCUGGGAUCGAGAGGAGAGGAUUGAUUUGCUCGGUGGAUAG
Recurvomyces mirabilis is the source of this 1674-nucleotide messenger RNA. RefSeq lists its product as uncharacterized. The record is from RefSeq and is a predicted model, not a curated record. The transcript has a single exon. Bases 1 to 1674 code for a protein of 557 amino acids. Lineage: Eukaryota; Fungi; Ascomycota; Dothideomycetes; Mycosphaerellales; Teratosphaeriaceae.